UCUAUGAUUGUAAUGAAAUUAUUGAUCUUUUUAUGUGAUUGGUUUGUUGAAAAUAGUUCUUUCCACCAUGACCUGGUUGCACCUUUUCAGGUUGAGUCUCCUUUCCCACCUUCAGAUAAGAUUGGUAUUAACUCAGUGCAGAGAGAAGCUGAAGAGAUUGUUCCUAUGAAACAAAUGAAAAUGGACUGGGUUCCAUAUAUUCAACUUGAGAAUAGAGGCAACCAAGUUGAUAGGCUGAAAUCUCAAAUAUUCAUCUUAAGCUGUACUCAGAGAAGGGUUGCUUUGAAACAAAUGAAAAUAGAUCGUCUCAAGAAAUAUGAGUAUUGUCUGCCGUAUUUCUAUCAGCCUUUGAAGGAAGAUGAGCUUGAACAAAGCACUGAGGUUCAAAUAAUUUUUCCAGCAGAACCAAAGCCGGUUUUUUGUGAAUUUGAUUGGAGUUGGACGAACUUGAUGAGUUUACUGAUAAACUGAUUGAGGCAGAUGAAUUAGAAAAUGAUCAGAAGGAUGCUUUUAAGGAUUUUGUCAAAGAGAAAGUUCGUGAAGC
Hibiscus syriacus is the source of this 544-nucleotide messenger RNA. Its product is annotated as protein HEAT INTOLERANT 4-like. Lineage: Eukaryota; Viridiplantae; Streptophyta; Magnoliopsida; Malvales; Malvaceae. The coding region runs from base 4 to 471 and encodes 155 amino acids. The transcript has 7 exons. Gene Ontology annotation, biological process: regulation of cellular response to heat. The record is from RefSeq and is a predicted model, not a curated record.